GCGCCCCGCCCCUCGGCGCUCCAGGUGCGGCGGAGGGACCGGCCGCGGUCCGGGCCGGGCGGCGGCGGGCGGCCGGCACCAUGGCCGAGUCGCAGCUGAGCUGCCUGGACGAGGCCCACGUGAACGAGCGGGUGACCGAGGCGCACGCCGCCUUCUACUACUGCGAGCGGCGGCGGGCGGCGCUGGAGGCGCUGCUGGGCGGCGGCGAGCGGGCCUACCGGGAGCGGGUCCAGCGGGAGCGGCUGCGGGACUUCCUGUCCAGCCACGAGCGCCUGGCCCUCCGCGCCGCCUGGAGCCCCUACGAGGACGCCGCCGCCGCCGCCAGCCCCGCCGCCCGCGGCAAGGCCAAGGCCAAGGCCAAGGCCAAGGCCCCUUCGCCGCCGCCGGCCGCCGCAGCCGAGCCCAGGGAGUCCCUGGCCUACUGGCCCGACCGCUCCGACACCGAGGUGCCCCCGCUGGACCUGGGCUGGACCAACACCGGCUUCUACCGCGGCGUGAGCCGCGUCACCCUCUUCACCCACCCCCCCAAGGAGGAGAAAGCGCCCCACCUCAAGCAGGUGAUCAGGCAGAUGAUCCAACAGGCCCAGAAGGUCAUUGCCGUGGUCAUGGACCUCUUCACCGACGGCGACAUCUUCCAAGACAUUGUGGACGCUGCCUCGAAGCGCCGGGUGCCCGUGUACAUCCUCCUGGACGAGCCGGGCGUGAAGUAUUUCCUGGAGAUGUGCCAGGGCCUGGAGCUCACGGACUACCGCAUCCGGGUUCACCUGGAGCUCCUCGUACGUGGACAGGAACCUCCUGCUGCUCCUGACGGGCCAGAACGUGGAGCCCUUCGACGUGGAGUUCCGGGAGCUGUACGCCAUCUCCGAGGAGGUGAACCUGCACCAGCAGCUGGGCCUGGCCGGAGGGGCGGGCGCAUUCGGCCCCUACUCCUCCUCCACCGUGGCCCGCAAGCUCAUCAACCCCAAGUACGCCCUGGUGUCCGCCAGCCGCCACCCGCCCGGGGAGAUGAUGCGCUGGGCCGCCCGGCAGCAGCGGGAGGCCGGCGGCGGCCAGGAGGAGGACAGCCCGAGCGGCGAGUCGGCCCAGCGCCUGGAGAACUUCCUGCACGACCUGGUGACGCUGGAGCAGGUGCUGCCCCCCGUGGAGCCCGUGCCCAUGGGGGAGCUGAGCCGCAAGGGCAGGGCGGCUCCCCUGCGCGGGGACCCGAAGGCGCGGGAGGCCCUCGCCCAGAACGGCAAGGGAGAGGCGCUCAACGGGGACGCGGCCCAGGCCAAGGGGGGCAAGCGCUUCAGCUACCGGCUCUUCAGCCACCGCGCCAAGCGGCCCGCCGCGCCCAACGGCAUGGCCGGCUCCCUCUCCACCGAGAACUUCGCCGAAGUGGAGUUCAAGGGCAAGAGGCCCAACGACGGCUCCGGCGCCAACGCCUCAGGGAAAUCGAGUCCCAGUCCUGCCAAGGCCAGCAACUGCGUGAUCUCCUGAGCCGCGGGCCCGCGGGGGCCAGGACCCGGCCGCCCCGCCGCCCGUCCUGUGGCGAACACAGGUCAAACCCUGCACCAGUUUGCACACCGGGCCCCUCCUGUCCUCCUGCCCGGCAGCCUCCGCCCCGGCCUCAGGGAGCCUGCGCCCCACAUCUGCCCCCUCCCCCGGCGGCCACGCGCCGCCACGCGACUACGGGUGCCUGGGCAGGGGUCGCUCCUCCUUGUUUACAUGAAGUGGAAGCUUGACUGGUGUCCUCUCUCCUUUAUGCCCGACUCCCUCCGCCCACGAGGCCAGCCUCGCCCCGCAGGGCCCCAGAGGGGGUGAGCCCGUAUCUUUCUGCCUCGAUGUGGUGGGCUCUCCCGGGCAGCCCCAGGCCCUGGCUCCUCCUCUCCCGGGCGUCCUGGUGCUUCUGGUCCCCCGGCAGGUUUGAUGGAAUACAAGGGGAGAAGACGGGCCUUCGAACUGAAGGCAGAGGAUCCUGGGUCAGCUAGGGCGCCGGCUCAUGUGGCCUCCCGGGCGGUCCCUGCGGCUCCCGCUCUGGACCCUGAUGGCGUGAGGAUAAGACCGCCCUCGGGAGGCAGCGGCAGACGUGGAUGCUGAGGGCUCCUUCCCUCACUCGGCUCCAUCUUAGAGCUCUCUGCCUGGGGUCCAGACCUCCUUGGCUGUUGCCCCCUGUAAGCCAUGAUGGGGUUUUGGAGUGCCUUCACCUGGGGCUGCUCCCUCCCCCAAUGUGCCUUGAUUUGCAGCCCAAAGCUUGGCCAAUCUAGAUUCUGGUGGCCUCCCCCCGCCCCCGAGAUGGCCCUUCACCCCCAUCACCAGCCAGGACUCAGGUUCCUCGUCUGGUUACAUUUCAGCCAAAGACCAGCCUUAGCCCCCUGCCGAAAGGCGGACUGGUUAGGGCCCUCGGCCUCUCCACAGGGCCUGAUUACCAUGGUGCCAGGCCAGCAGCCCUGCCUGGAGUCACAUCCCACCCUCACCACUGUGUGACGGGGGUCUGCGGGGAGAGUUUGCCCAUGCACACUUGAGAAAUUGCCAAACUGCAGGCUCAGCAAGCGGCCCCCACCCCCACCCCGGCAGGCGCUGGGGGGUCAGAGCCAGCGCUGUGAACCCUGAAUGCACCAGGCCUCUCACUUCUGAACCAAA
This is a messenger RNA of Pipistrellus kuhlii (Kuhl's pipistrelle), 2622 nucleotides long. RefSeq names its product family with sequence similarity 83 member F (gene SACK1F). The record is from RefSeq and is a predicted model, not a curated record. The transcript has 4 exons. NCBI's taxonomy places the organism in Eukaryota, Metazoa, Chordata, Mammalia, Chiroptera, Vespertilionidae. Bases 81 to 1724 code for a protein of 547 amino acids.